AUGGAUGCCAACGCGCAGCUCGAGACCCUAGACAUCGAUCAGAUUGAGAGGCUAGUCGUGAAUCUCUAUGAGCCGAAUCAACCAGCCGUCAUCGCAGCAACUCAAGCUACCUUGACUCAGCUCCAAAACUCACCGAGAGCAUGGUCAAUAGCUCGCGACCUGCUGGCCCGUGCCGACGAUAAAGUCAAGUUUCACGGUGCCCUGAUCAUCAUAAUCAAGUUGAACACAGAGAGCAGUUCAUCACUGAGCGACAAUGAUGCGACAGAACUUCUCUUGAAUCUUGUAGGAUGGUAUCUUGAGUCGUUCUCUAAAAACAGCACACCCUUGGUGACACGCAAGCUUGCCUCGGCUCUGGCUACUUUCUUGAUACAUCGACACCAGGUCUGGCACCGGUACAUCAUCCACCUUGCCAUGUGCAUAAGUUCAGGGCAGGCCCAUCAUCCGGGUAUACUAAAGGAUUCUGAAGCCCCUGCGUCAGCGCUGAACAAUCUAGAUGGCACUUCCCUUCAAGCUAUUCUUUGGGUAGUUCAAAACGUGAUGGAGGACGCAUCAAAGCUCGACCUCAACUCGGAACAGAAUAAUGGUCUUUACAAUACACUACGCGAGAGUGUUUCCGACGCAGUGACGCUCAUGUCUAGAUCUAUGAUGCCUCCUGUGGCCACCCUCCGCACAUACGAGGAUGCCACCAGGUGCCUACAGUCGUGGAUUUGGUUCUCUCAACGAGUUUCCUCCCGAGACAAGCUCUUCAUUGAUGCGCUACGGCCCCUUCUUUCCAUUGUCAUUGACGCCACGCCAAGUGCUCCUGCCGAUUUCACCAUGGAGUUGCUGACCGAUAUCCUCCAAAACUUUUCCAGUCUCUUUACCGAGGAGCAUUAUGGCAUGCUUGCCACUCUGCUCACUGACCAAUGGGCUCAGGAACGUCACCAGAAUAUCCUGCAGGGGGACCCCGAAUUCGACGCGUUCCUUUUCGGGCAACUUCUUCUGGCUUUUGGUGAAUCAAAAGUUGAGGCAUUAAUGCGCGGCGCCGACAAUCAAAGCUCAGGUAUUCUGCUCAGUAUAUGUGAGCUUCUCACAGCUGAAGGAUAUCCAGCUGUUGAAAAUAGGAUCUUUGUGCCCACCCUGGAGUUUUGGUCGACGUAUGUUGAAACUCUUACAGAUGAGAUGUAUUCUGCAGAUUUGGGCCCGGAACAAUGGGUUAAUUCUGCCAUCUCUUUUGCCAUGCAGGCUGUGUCCAACGCUUGGCAGAAAAUUUCGUUCCCGCCCCCUGAUGAGUUCUCUCAAUGGGAUACAAACGACCGCACGGGGUUUAUCGACGCUAGAAAGGAGGUGGCGGAUCUUUUGCAGUCUAUAUACGCCCUCGCUGGACCCCGUAUUGUCUUCACAUUCGCCGAGCUCCUUGUCACAUCCCUAACCCAAGAGUCCUGGCCGCAGGUUGAGGCUGCCGCAUUUUGCCUUGGUUCGCUUUCCGACUGUGUCAGGGACGACGCGAGGUGUGACGAUGUUUUAUUCUCGGUCUUUUCAUCGCCACUCUUUGCCUCGCUCAGAGAUAAUCGGUCGGAAAUUCCGCCUCGGGUGCGACAGACGUGUGUCUCUCUCGUUGAGCAAUUUACAGACUAUUUUGAACGCAACACCGAACUUCUCCCCUCUGCUUUGAAUCUGCUCUUCAGUCUGUUGAACGAAAGUGGUCUUGCGUCACCUGUCUCUAAAUCAAUCCAUCGACUCUGUUCUUCUUGUCGGCGACACCUAUCUCCUGAGGUCUGGGUAUUUAUGGAUGAAUAUCAAAAACUGGUGGAAAGCCAAAAGCUUGACUGUCUUUCUACGGAAAAAAUCCUGGGCGGCAUUUCUUGUGUCGCUCAAGGUUCGGUUGAUGAAUACCAACGCCUGGCAGCCUUCAGAAGGAUACUUGCCUUCGUCGAGGAGGACUUGGCGGUGUCUACGAAGUCACUGAAGUCCAAAAAGCCUGCAGGUAUUCCAUGCAGUCCGGGAUCUCGAUGCUUGGAUGAUGUUGGAGUCGAAAGCCCUGCCCUUCACAUGGCAGUUAGGUCACUUCGGUGUCUAGUGGCCAUGGGACGGGGCUUUCAAUCGCCCUCGGAAGGACCCAUCGAAAUAGAUGGCGCCUCUCGGAGGACCCUGCCUGGGCCAGAACUAGCUGAGAUCCAGAGACAGGUUUUCAGUGUUAUCCUCCAGGUUGAAUCUACAUUCUCUGCGAGCGUGGAGGUUGUGGAGUUGAUUUGCAGUAUCCUUCGCACAGGGUUCUCCGAGUCCGAGGCCGGACCGUUUGUGUUUCCACCUAGAGACAUAGCUCGAUACUUGACGGAGCAUGAAACUCAGACCCCGAGGAUUGGCGUCCUAGUCAGCACUGCAUGCUCUUUUGUCAGCUCCCUCGAAAAGCAUGAAGAAUUCUCUGGAAAGAAAGAGGUGCUUUCAGACAUCCUUCUCUGGGUAAUCAGUCUUCUACGAAAUGCCCAAGAUCCUGAAAGCGAUACGGAGCUUUCUCACAACGCGAUCGAUUUCUCCAGCCGCCUGAUCUCCAAGAGCCCUCAGACCCUGCUUCACUUACAACCAUUCGAUGCUGCGGAGUACCUCUUCUUGUUCACCCUGAAAGUUCUCAAUGGAAAGGAGCCCUUGCCGAAGGCAGCAGCAGCAGACUUUUGGGUAAGCAACUCGCUACUCCUGCUGUCUUUUCAAUAUUCCAAGAAGAUGGCACUUAAGGUGACACUCAAGACCGGCUCUAACAUGGUCUCUCAGGUUUCUUUCAUGAACAUACCGCAGAAUGAAACUGCUAACUUCAUGGCCAUGCUGGGUCCGUUGCUGACCCAGAGCCUGGCGAGAAACAUUGGUGGGAACGCAUCUCGAAGUGAGCUUGAUAGACUUAGUGAACCUAUUAAGAAGCUUGUGAGUCGGUAUCCUUCAGCGAACGCCUGGUUAGGCUCAGCGUUGAACGACCCUUCGUUUCCGAGUACUAAAGUCACUGCGGAGCAAAAAUCACUCUUCAUCAAGAAACUGAUCAGUCUCCGCGGAUCACGGGCCACGAACCAGCUGAUUAGAGAUUUUUGGCUGGCAGCGAGAGGGUCCAAUUUUGCUUAUGUAUCCUGA
Molecule: messenger RNA, 3096 nt
Organism: Geosmithia morbida
Lineage: Eukaryota; Fungi; Ascomycota; Sordariomycetes; Hypocreales; Bionectriaceae
Product: importin 13
Exons: 7
Coding region: 1-3096 (1031 amino acids)
Biological process (GO): protein import into nucleus
Cellular component (GO): nuclear membrane; cytoplasm
Source: RefSeq, a predicted model, not a curated record